Pleuronectes platessa (European plaice) is the source of this 2417-nucleotide messenger RNA. It is a transcript of the gene cfap100, whose product is annotated as cilia and flagella associated protein 100. The transcript has 13 exons. Lineage: Eukaryota; Metazoa; Chordata; Actinopteri; Pleuronectiformes; Pleuronectidae. Bases 1 to 1626 code for a protein of 541 amino acids. The record is from RefSeq and is a predicted model, not a curated record.
AUGAGGAGGAGGAGGGAGACACGACCGAGCCCAUUCAAAGUGCCAGAUGACAACAGCAUUUUUCUACUGUGUGCAAAUGAAAAGGAGGAACAGAAAGAGGAGAUGCGUAAAUUCCUGGCUCUGCCAAUUGAUAAGAAGACGACCCACGCUGCGCGAAUGAUGGCCAAGAUUAAGAAAGAGCUGGUGGGAGAACUGGAGGAGGAGGAGGAGGAGAGGGAGAAGAUGAAGAAUCUAAAACAAAUAAAGGCUAAACCAACUCUCCCUAAGCAAACACCAGGCAGACAUGAGCUGAAGAUUGCCAUGAUGAAACGAGACAACAUAUCGAAAGACAGUAAACAUGACUUGAUCUUCAUGGAACGACAGAAAGCAGUGUUAGAGUUAUGUCUGAUGACGAAGAGGAAUGAGAUUUUGAAGAUGGACAAAGCCACCGCGAAGGAGGAGAGGCAGCUGAAACAGCUUGAAAGGAUCAUAGAGAGAGACAACCUCAGCUUCGAAGAGUUCCUCAGGGAGAACGAGAAGAAGUCUGUGGAGGCCAGAACCUUUUUUGAACGAGAGGCCAAGUCCAAACAGGAGAAGAACACUGAGAUCAAGAAACUGACUGUUGAAGUGGGGACCAUAAAAAGUGAACUCGCCAAGUUUGAUGAAAUCCUGGUGGACUACAAGAGGUACAAGGAGCUGCUGUUCAAACUGUCUCCUGCAGAGUGGCAGGAGGCCCAGAGAGCGAAGGCUGUGAAAACUACAGUCCUGUCUGAUGAAGACUCCGGGGACAAACCGGAGCAGGAGGAGUCUGCAACUAGGAACGGUUUGGAGGACAACGUGUCAAGUAGAGAGCCGCCUUCCGUCAGAGAGACGAGGUUGUCGUCAGCCCACAGCGACUCACUGAUCGCAAAUUCUGAUCAGGAUGGUGACAGCUCAGAGUUUGAGGAUGAGCCAGAGCUCUACUUCUCUGACCCCCAGCAGCUCUUAGAUCUGGUGACAGAGCUGACAGAGCAGAACUUGUCCCUGAUCCAGAACUCGACAAGGGUGGAGAAGAUGGUGGAGGUGCUCCGACUGUCGAUGGACACAGCCAGGGAGAAGAUUGAAAAGGAUGAAGAGCAGCUAACGCUACAGAUAAGUGACAUCAACCAGAGAAUCCACAAAGAGAAGGCGAGAGGCAACAGGCUCAAACAGAAGGUUCAGCUUCAUGUCUCGUUGAACACUGAGGACCAAGAUGUGAUGCUGGAUGCUCUCGGCGAGAAGGUUGCGGAGGUGCACCGCAGCUGUGUGGACGACAGGAUGACCAACCUCAGCACCUUGGAGAAGCUGGCCACUAUUGAGAACCAUCUGUCUGUACUGCUGCAGAGCCUCGAGAGCAUCCCUGAAGAAAGCUUGGAUAUGAUGAAGAAAAUAAAGGACAGCGAGAGGAGGACAAGGGAGCGUGAAGAAAAACUGAUAGAGCAGAAAGAGAAGCAGAAAGAAAGGAUGAGGAGGUAUAUGGAACGAUCCCUGGCUGACUCUAAGAAAAUAAGUGGGAGAAAGCUCAUGCCUAGAUGUGUGCCUGUUACCCAGAAAGUCAAAGUCAGCAACGUGGACAACAUCCCCGCUGAGGAUGAGCUCCAUGCCUACCUCUUCACUGCUGAGGACUGAGGAGUCCAAUGUUUCACCAUGACAAAGACAUAGAAUGACUACAUUGAUAGAAUCAGCAUUAUAGAUUAGGUUAAUAUAGUAGAACUAUGUAAAGUACAGCAAAUUAAACCUUGGGAUUGCAGUGAAUAACUGAGUGCCUGGUUGUAGUGGUGCAAUCUCGCUGGAGUUAUUUACUUAAGUUUUUUUAAGGUAUCUGAGUAUGUAUUUUGUUAUGCUCCUUUUUUCUACUGCACUACAAUGCAAGCUAUUAUAUAUUUUACUCAACUAUUGAGAGCUGUAGUUACCUUUCAGAUAUAAAUUGGACAAUAAAAUGAUCAAUAUGGAGAGACACCAGCCUCAUUAACACAUCAUUGAUUUUUGAACUGCCCAAAUAUUUGUUUACUACCGGUAGACUACUAAAGCUAUUACCUAUGUCGGAGGUCUUAGAGAAACCAAUAUUUCAUGUGCAAUCUCCUGAUAUUGAGCUGUUUAACAAACAAUAUAAUUUCUUUUUUUUGUAACAACAAACAUUGUUUAUAAAUUGAUUGAUUAUGUUAAACUGGAAGCAGAAGAGCCAGACUCACUUAAACCUGUUUAAAGAUGUGAUAUGUGCCUCCAGUGACAGCAAACUAAAUUUGCACAAAGAGUUGAUAGAACAGGUUUGAUUUAGCAACAUCUUUUAUUUCAAUGAGCUAAUCUCUGUUGUUGGUAAUAAAUUAAUCGAUCCUGAGACAUCCUCUAUUUAUUUUUGAUUUGUUUUAUUGUCUUUUGGAUGUUACCAGUGCUUUUGUCUGUGGCCUGCUUUAAUAAAC